AUGGACACAACGCCAAGGCUCGCGGACUGCCCGUCGACUGCCUUCGCCGUCCCGCGGCGGCUCUUAGCCGGCCGCAAGCGCCGCCCUGAAGCUACCACCGCUAACGACGGUUCCUCCUUCUUCACUGCCGAGGACUUCGAAGCAUUUUCCGUCCGCGGGGACGUCCUGACGUCGCGCCUCUAUGGGGAACUGGAGACUCGGCGACGGACCAUUGUCACGUCGGUGGCGCCCACUUCUGGUCGGAAAAGCUCUGCAACUGCGACUAUCAAGAAGCAAACGAAGCACCUGAUGCUGCUCUUGCUGGAGGCCAUCGAGGCCAACCGCAUCCAGCGCCCAGAGAAAAUGUUAGAACUCGACAACGCGCGGCGACGAGUCUCCGGAAUUUCGGUGGCCGAACAUGAGCGCUACCUGAUGCUGCAACGCAAGCUCUUCCAGGCUCAACAGCGCGGAUUGCCGGAGGUGCUGGCACUUUCGGCGGAUGAGGCCAAGCAGUGGAAACAGAUGAAAGCAGACGUUGCGUAUGAGCAAGUGAACUUUUGCAGGAUGAUGGCGAGGGCCUUAGCCGCUGAAGCUGCUGCUAAUGAGAUGCAGGUGCCAGCGUUUGCGAUGUCUUGGGUACGUGCGUUGCUAUAUGAGGCGAUGCUGACGCAGUGCUGGAAUGAUAUCUACCGUCUUUAUCCACGCUGGUUUGAGCCGUGUGCGGUAGUGCAACUCCCGAGCGGUGGUGCUCUGACUGCCAAUGGGUCGGGCGCAAUUAAGGCUAAGGAAGUUGCUGCUCGAGGCUCAUGCUGUGCUGUAGACCUGCAGAAACUUUUGCCUGGUCAACCGCUGAAGACUUCAGCAGAUGAGAGUGACGGGUUGGCGCUGGAAGUGGUGUCUCCGCGCCAGGUCAUUUCCGCUGACUUGCAAGCAGAAGAGUUGAUGGAGAAGUACGACUGCGACUUCGCCAUCUCGUCAUCUACGUUGGUCACACUUUUUGACAGUGAUACAUCGACUCGUUUCGCUCAUGUGCCUGCUGGCUGGGGCAUCCCAAUGAAAAGUCGAGCGAUCAUUCAUGGAGGAGCAUCCAAGAAACGUAUCUUCUUGGACCGCCCGCUACCAGGUAGCAGGCCAAGCACACGAGAGAAGUUAGCAGAAGCUGGAAGAGCGACAUUGCUGUCACGCUUCGAGACUGAUUCGAUUGUUCAAGGCUCAACAGGAGGACGCACGUCGUACCAUAUCUGGCAACUUGAUGGCAAGCGAAUUUUAGUGCGCAGCACGAUGCACGCGGGCACCAUUUCAGCAGCUCCAGCAGCUGAGAGCGCCUCUGAGCAGCAGCACAGUAAGCGUACUGUUGUGCCUCUCAGUGUUUUUUGUAAGCCAGAUUACAACUUGCUGGGAGUCGAGGAGCAGCUAACAACGAGCGAGAGAUGUCGUUUCUGGCUCCACUCGUGGCUUCGCGGUGGCUCCACCGUUCUCGUCGCGCGAGUCAACCCCAAGAAGGAAGUCGUCACCUCCUGGAAGACGUAUUCGCCGGGAUCGCUCAUCUAUGGCGAGAAGACUCAGCAAACUGUUCCGCUCGAGUGCUUCGAGUAA
Messenger RNA from Phytophthora sojae, 1575 nucleotides. RefSeq lists its product as hypothetical. The transcript has 5 exons. The record is from RefSeq and is a predicted model, not a curated record. NCBI's taxonomy places the organism in Eukaryota, Oomycota, Peronosporomycetes, Peronosporales, Peronosporaceae. Gene Ontology annotation, biological process: positive regulation of transcription by RNA polymerase III; snRNA transcription by RNA polymerase III; snRNA transcription by RNA polymerase II. The coding region runs from base 1 to 1575 and encodes 524 amino acids.